GCCGCGCGUCAGCUCGCUCAGCACCCGCGGCGGCGUGCAGUCGACCUUCUGCCCUGUUCCCAGUCGCCGUCCCCCUCCGAUCGCUGUUCUUCGCGCGGCGGUUGUUGUGGAUUGCGACAGCAGUUGUGUGCACGGCCACACUCUGCAGCGAGCCUUCUCAGAACCUCACAGCAAACCGCUAGACGCCCAUGCGAUAGCAACGCUCUUCGGCGCAUCGGUGCUGAAUCGCCAUGCUGCUUCCCGCUGAUCAACACGCUCCCACUCUGCACAUCCGUCAGACGAACAACAGCACCACUUCGCAGAAUGACGCAAACAACAACAAUGGCAGGAGCAAUUCCACCAUUAUCAUUAUCGUCGUUAUCGCCGUCGUAGCUGUAAUACUAGCGAGCAUAAGUGCCUACAUCGGAUUACGAUCCUUGCGCCGACGACACGAGAAUCCGAGAUAUGUACCGACGCAAUAUCUCAAGAGCCGCUGGAAGGCAUGGCGGCCCAAAGGACUGUCGACUAAGGGAAAUUACAGCUCCUCGUUGCAAGAUACAUCAUAUACACCAUCUGUGCAGAUGCAGACUGCCGGCUCAAAUGCCCGCAACAGUCAGGGCAAUCUCUCCACAGAUGUAGAGAGAGCGCAAGCAGAUGGAGCGGGCGAUGCUGGCGUAGAUCGUCAUACGAGUGUGCGCUCGGUCAUGACACUGCCAGCUUACUCCAGUUCAGCUCGUGAGAAUGAACAGGUCCUGGCUCGUGAAGGAGAGAGAGACGGAGUCGAUGUGGUACUUGAACUGCCAGAGACAGAACACGAAGAGGAGGCGCGUCGCGAAGAAGAGAUGGAGAGCCUGUUCCAAAUUCGCCAGCAACGUAGAGAGGAGGUGGCAGAACGUGAGGAUCGAAGAAGACGGCGGAAUGAGGCAAGAGCACGAGGAGAUUUCGCUGAGGUGGAGCGGAUACGACAAGAAGGCCGCGAAGCACAACGACUUCGCGAACGCGCUGGUGCAACUGCUAUGAUAGCACAACAUCAGGCUGCCAUGGGUGCGAGGGAGCGACGGGUUAGCAGCGUGAGCUACGCCGACCUGGGUGUGGCAAGGCAUGAUGGAAGCAGAAUUCGAGCAAACUCGCACGACUCCGAUAGUAGGCCUUUGCUGGACUCUGCUGCGAGCAUACACGGUGCAAGCCUGCGACCUUGGAACACACAAGAGUCCAGACCAUAUUCGACCCAUCAUCGCAACCGGUCGCAAGUAUCACAGACGGGCUCUAACAUGGACGUCUCCGAUGACGAAGCCUCGAUUGUGGACCUGGCGGAUCUACCACCAUUUGGACGAGCAGGAAGCGACUUCGAAAUAGUCACUCUGAACGGGGCCAACCACUCACGGAACGGGUCGCUAAACCAUACUCCGAUCGGCGGUCGAAGUAGAUCCUCGACCACCAACACCGCUCCCGUGCGACCUUCAAUCGAUACAAGUCAAUACAGUGGUGACCUGGGUGAUGAGCCUAUCCCGCAUGUCGAUCCUCCCACAUAUGAUGGCGGAUUCGAAGAAGCGCCACCUUAUACAUCACCCAUCGACGACCGCAGACCUGAACUGCGAAUCUCACCCGUGUCGGCGCCGAGCCCAUCAGCAGAGCAGACGGAGUCAAAUACUGGUGCGCCGUCACUACCAGCGAUCAGCCGACUACCUAGCAUCAGAAUCGCGGAGGCGACGCCUGUCGAGCCCAGGAGGACGUUCCCAGAGACUUUACGGGAAACUUCUGCCGAGCAUCGACCAGAUACAGAUACAUCUUGAACGAAGAAGAAGUGAAAUGACGGAGACAUGAGACUCGAGCAUGAUGAGCGUAACAGCGUGACAGCGUAACAUCCGUUUUUGGGAAAGCACAGGCGUACAGGAUACCAAAGGUGCGAUUUUGACGAGAAACAAGAUCUAACGAGAGCGACAUCACAUCACUAUUUUCCGCUAUGGAGACAUUCCGACUGCCCUUAAUUCGACCCCAGGAUUCUUAUUGUAAAUAGAUGACUGUCGUAACAUCGGGAAAUGAAAGGAGUGGGAGGGCGACUUCAAGAAUUUGCAUAUUCACAUGAUAUGGCAGGCUGCUAUUGCAACUUCAUUUCCUUACACAUGUCUGUAUCGUGAAUUCUUGCUAAAGAGGAGAAGGUUUC
Molecule: messenger RNA, 2143 nt
Organism: Cercospora beticola
Lineage: Eukaryota; Fungi; Ascomycota; Dothideomycetes; Mycosphaerellales; Mycosphaerellaceae
Source: RefSeq, a predicted model, not a curated record